Molecule: messenger RNA, 1221 nt
Organism: Plasmodium falciparum 3D7
Lineage: Eukaryota; Apicomplexa; Aconoidasida; Haemosporida; Plasmodiidae
Product: putative alpha- and gamma-adaptin-binding protein p34
Source: RefSeq, a predicted model, not a curated record
AUGCAUGAAGAACUUCCGCAUAUCGUCGUUUUAUCCUAUAAUGAAAAGGAUGUAGAAAAUUUUAUAGGAUAUUUGAAAAAUAAAUUUGAAGUGUUAGAAGAUUAUGUUAAUAGUGAUAAGUAUAAAAUUACGUACAAUGAUAAGAGAAGAUACGAAAAAAAUGAAGAAGACGAAGGGAAUUAUAUUUUUCAGAAUAUUAGUAAAAUAAAAAUUGUAAAUAAAUAUUAUAGUGCAGACGUUAUAAUUUCAUCAUGUAUUUAUAACAAAAUAUUAAAUGUUGAAAAAGAAAUACAUAUAGAUAAUAUACCAUAUGAAAGCAUAAUAUUUUUAUUUGACGAUUUUAAUAGAAAAGAAAAAAAUAUAAUUAAUCAUAAUCCGUUUAGAAAUUACAAUAAUGAUGAUUGUAUGGAAUAUAUAAAAGAUGAAAAAAAUGGGAAUAUGAUAAGAAAUGUAAACUUUGAUUUUUCAAAUUUAUAUAAAGAUAUAGGUAUUAAAAUUGCAAUAUUUCCUUUGUCAUUGCAUGAAGAAAAAAAUACGGAUAUACUUUAUUUUUUUAGUGAAUAUUUUAUUGAAGCUUUAUAUAUAAAUUAUAAUUUAACAAAUAUUGAACAAGAAAUUCCGGAUGAACAAGAAGAUAAUAUAAAUGAUAAUAAAAAUGAAAAUAAAAAUAAAAAUAAAAAUAAAAACAUAAUCAAAAAUAAAUUUGAAGAAUUUUAUGAGGAUGAUGAACGUUUAGUUGAAGCAUUACAUUGUAAUAUGUGGAAAGGCUUACAGAUGAAAAAGGCAAAUAUAAUCAUGCAUGAACAUUUAGAAAAUAAUCUACAAAACCAAGAUAAAAAGGAAGAAGAUAAAACAAAGAAUAAUGACCAAAGGGCGGAUGAAAAUAAAACGACACAAAAUAAAGAAGAUUAUCAAAAUGUAUUAAAGACAGAUCAAACUGAAUUAAACGACAAAAAUUAUAUUGAACAUAAAAAGGAAGAACAAACAUAUUGUCAAAUUCAAAAGGAAGAACAAAAAAAUUGUCAAAUUCAAAAGGAAGAACAAAAAAAAUCUCAAGUUCAGAAGGAAGAUUUGUUCAUGCAAAAUUUUAACAAAAUUGUAGAAAAAAUAAAACAAGUUAAAAUUGAAAAUACAAAUUGUAAUAAUGAUAAUGUAAGAAGAAAAAAAGCUGCAGAAUUAAUACUCGAAUUACAACAAUAUUUUUGUGACAUGGAUGAAUAA